AGGAGGAGGGAGGAAGAGGAUGGAGUGGUAAAGUUAGAGAUGGAAAGGAGGCAGGGAUGGAGACAUGGAGCAGCAGUCAUGGAAAACUCCACAGAGGAGCUGAAAGAAGGGGGAGGAGCCAACACUGAGAUAACCGAGGAGGAGGCGGAGCUAACAGAGGAGAAAACGCACAAUAACCUCAAAGGAGCAAUCAACGGAGUGAUGGAGGCGGCAGCGAGCGGAGGAGAGAAGCUUCAGAAUGGAGACCGAGGAGGAGGAGGAGGAGGAGGAGGAGGAGGAGGAGGGAUCAUGGGAGCUGAAGGAGGAGGUGACCUGUCCUCCAUCAACGCCAUGAUGUCAACAGUGAUGUCGGCAGCAGGGACCAUUAAUGGAGCAGGAGAUGGAGAAGGAGAAGGAGAGAGCGGAGUCACCUCUGCCAACUCCUCGGCCGGCCCCUCCCCAAGCCCCUCCCCCAGCAAGUCACUCACCGCAGCCAUGAGAGCCCCACCCAGCCGCAACGCACGGCGAACCCAGGACACCAAAGAGGAAAGCGGAGCUUUGAUCUGUCCACUGUGUGACAAGAGCUGUCAAACACAACACCAGCUCACCAUGCACAUGUGUCAGCACAACGCCGACACCGGAGCGUCCGACCACUCCUGCAGCAUCUGUGGGAAGUGCCUGAGCUCGGCGUCGUCACUGGACAGACACAUGCUGGUCCACAGCGGGGAGAGACCCUACAAGUGCAGCAUCUGUGGACAGACCUUCACCACCAACGGCAACAUGCACAGACAUAUGAAGAUCCACGAGAAGGACCCGGCCAGCGGUCUGCUUCCCGUCAGCCCCCCCUCCCCCACCAAACGCCGCCGUCCGUCCGUCAAGAGGAGGCAGGGACCGGAGGAGGAGACCGGAGAGGAGCCGCCCAGCAAGAAGGUAGAAAAGCCCCGUACGGCCGGGAUUAACAUCACAGAGGACGCGGCGGCAGAGGAGUCGGCGGCGGUGGUCCGCGGGUCAGAGGAGGAGCUGCUGCCCUGUCCCAUCUGCUUCAAGACCUGCAGCUCCAGACUGGAGCUGGACGCACACAUGGACACACACCCCGACACCGCACUGAGGUGUGAUCUCUGCUGCCUUUCUUUCCGAACUCACCGCGGGUUGUUGCGUCACAACGCGGCAGUUCAUAAGCUCCUCCCUCAAGACCCCAGCGGCCGCCCCUUCAUCCAAAACAACCCUUCCAUCCCCACGGGUUUCAACGACCUGGCCUUCAUCGACUUCUCUUGCAAGAAGUUUGCUCACAUUGCACAGGUUUGGUGCGAGACGAAUCUUCGCCGCUGCAUCAGUAAGUUCCACCGGUUCGUCUGUGACACUUGUGACAAGGCGUUCCCCCUUCGCUCGGCCCUCGAGCUCCAUAAAACCACCUCCCACCCGGAGAAGCCCGCCGACACGGAGGAAAAUGCGGAGGAGGCCGAAGAAGAUGAAGCUGCAGAAAGUGGUGCCGAGAAGGACGGUCAAGACGUAGAGAAAGAAGUUCCGCCAUCGGAGCAGGCCAGCUUCUUGGAAGCGCUCGGGCUUCAGCACAUUUCCACAGUGAAGUCUGGUCCGACAGACGAUGAGAUCCACCAGGCUCAUCUGGACAGCAUCAAGGUGAUCCACGUGGAGCCGCCGUGCUCCAGCCUCCCCCAGGAGCCGGCCUCCGCCUACCUGUCCGGAGGUCUGGGGCUGACCCUGGGUCUGGGUAUGGGCGGUCUGACGGCCCUCAGCAUCCCGCUGCUGGAGGCCUCCGCCUUGCAGGGCCUCUCCCAGAAAGACGCCCUCAGCCUGCUGUCCCUGCAGCCCUUCCCGACCGGCUUCCUGCUGCAGCCCGACGGGGGCGCCACGGCGGCCAGCGCGGCGUCGUCGGGCGCCAAACCCAGUGAGGCGGGCGGAGCCGGGAUCAUGGAACUGGCCGACAUCCAGCAAAUCCUCAAAGUGGCGACCGCAGCGCCAAAUCAGAUGGGACUGACCCUCCCGCCUCUCGCCAAAGCUCCUGGAUUCACUGGAGGUCAAGGUCAAGUCCAGGGUCAGAAAGCGAUGCCUCCAUUGAAGCCCAAACCUCCCAUCACCCCUCGCUCCAGCCUCACAGCGACGACUCCGCCCCCCCUCCAGAGCUCCCAGCAGGCCUCACUGGGCUGCAUCAGCCCCAGCCUGCCACCCCCCACCCCCACCCUCUUCAAAACCCCUUCCUCAUCCUCCUCUUCCUCCUCGUCAGCUGGGAACGGAGGGCAGAUGGAUGCAGAGUGCAUGGGCGACGCUCACACGCCGCUGUCUGAUUCGCCUCCAGCUGCCACCACGGCUGUACACGAGGAGGCGGGGCUUAGCGGGAGGAAGCCAGGAACCAAAGGGGGGAACAACGCCGGCUCGGCUAGAGGCUCGUUCCCGUGCCGCUUCUGCGACCAGGUGUUUGCUUUCUCCGGCGUGCUGCAGGCUCACAUGCGCUUCCACCUCGGCAUCCUUCCUCACCAGUGCAACAUCUGCGACUACGUAGCUCCGGACAAGGCGACGCUGAUCCGACACCUGCGCACUCACAGUGGCGAGCGGCCGUACGUCUGCCGGGUCUGUCAUUAUCCCUUCACUGUCAAGGCCAACUGCGAGCGCCACCUCAGGAAGAAGCACGCCAAGACCUCGAGGAAGGACAUCGAGAAAAACAUAAAGUACGUCACCUCCACCACUACAGCGAACAUCGCAGCGGCCAUCACCGCUGCAACCACCAACCCCACCCAGGACACGGAGACCGGCUGCGCCGGAGCUGAGACGACGUGCCGGUUCUGCGGCGAGGACCUGAAGACGUACCGGGCGCUGCAGAUCCACCUGCGCACGCACAACGGCUGCCAGAGGAAACCGUUUGAGUGUCGGCGCUGCGGCGCUGCCUUCCUGGCCAAACGCAACUGCAUCCACCACCUGCUGAAGCAGCACCCUGAGGUGCAGGAGAGGGAGAUCGAGGAUCAUAUCGCCACGCUCCAGCCGGCGGCCGUGCCGGUCGCCACCGUGGCCUCCGCCCGAGCUGCUACGGUGAAUCCGAUGGUGCUGAACGGGAUCAGUCAGCCUCCGCUCCAGGCGCUGCAGGCGGUGAAGGUGGAGGAGCUGCCCAACGUGGUUUAUCCUGCAGAACUGGACCAGCCGCUGGACUUCUCCGCUAAAGGUCGUGGAGCCGGCAGCCAGGCGGCGUCUCCUGGGGUCAAACUGGAGAGCGUCUCCCCCAGCUUUGACUGCUCCGCCCUGGACCAGCCCAUCGACCUGUCCAUCCCCAGCAAGAGGCAGCGGAGAGACGGCGCCAACGGAGAGAGCAGGGAGAUCAAGACGGAGCAGAGCGGCAGCAGCAUCGUGGAGCAGCAGAACGCCAUGGCUCUGUCCAAGGACGAGAAGCCGGGGAGCUCCCUGCCUUCUCUACACCCCCACCCCCACCUCGGCUGCUACCAGCUCCCCCCUGGAUCCACCCUCCCCCCUGCCUCCCUCCCCAACCUCACCAACUCUGCUCGAGCGCAGCGCCUCAAACCGCUGCUGCCCAAACCGGCCUCCACCACCUCCUCCUCGCCCUCCACCUCCCUGAAGGAGCUCCCUCCUCUGGCCUCCAUCGCUCAGAUCAUCCACUCCGUGUCCGGAGCUCCAGACCUGCUGAAGAGAGAGGCUCCCUCGCUGGAGGGAAAGCCCCAGGCCGUUGCUGCGUCCUCUCAGGCCGAUCCAGCCGCUGACGCCCCGGGACCCUCCGCUGGUCCGGAGACGCCGAGCGACGACACGUCUGAGGGAACGUCCAGAAAACGGUCCAGGAAGAAGACGGCUGCUCUGGCAGUGAAGGAGAAGACGACUGUUGUGAGCAGUGGCGGCGGCAUCGAUCUGGAGUCCAGCGGCGAGUUCGCCAGCGUGGAGAAGAUGCUCGCCACCACCGACGCCAACAAGUUCAGCACCUACCUGCAGACCGGAGCUGCAGACCUGGGGGGAAAGAGAGAUGGAGACAGAGCAGGAGGAGGGGAGGAGAAGGAGGGAGGGGUGAAGGAGGAGGCGAAGCCUGUGGCGGCGGCGGUGCCUCCGCCCAAAGGGAAGAAGAACGCCUACUCCAACUCUGUCCAGAAGAUGACCUGCCCCUUCUGCCCCCGAGUGUUCCCCUGGGCCAGCUCCCUGCAGAGACACAUGCUGACACACACCGGUCAGAAGCCGUUCCCCUGUCCGAGGUGCGACGCCUUCUUCUCCACCAAAUCCAACUGUGAGCGCCACCUGCUGAGGAAACACGGCGUGACCCACAGGACGCUGCGACGCAACGGCGCCCUCAUGAAGAAAGACGGAGACGACGGUUCACACGAGAGCGCAGAGAGUCAGUCGGAGACGGAGCAGGUUGCAUCAGAAGCACAAGACCUCAGCAGCAUCAGCACCUCCACAGACUCAGGCUCCGCCGCCACAGCGGGGAGCCCCGCCCCCUCCGAUCAACAGGGGGCGGUGUCGGCGAAAACAAGCCCCACCCCCAAAACAAGUCAAGGUUGCAGUCCAUCUGAGAGCGGCACGGAGCAGUCCGAGUCAGACGCCACGGAGCAGCCGGAGCAGCAGGGGGCGCCAGAGACCACCGCAGCACCGGGGAAACAGCCCCCACUGAGCAACAGCACCAAGGUGGAGAGCGCAGACGACGACGACUGCCACAGCAACAAAAGUCUGGACCUGAACUUCGGCAAAAAGCUCAUCGACUUCAAGCUCUCCACGUCGUCAGGCUCCGCUCAGGAAGAACAAACCUCCCAGCCCGCCUCCUCUUCAUCUCCCCCCUCAUCAUCCUCUACCUCUGCUCCCCAAGUCGCCACAGAGAGCCCAGAGAAGGAGGAGAAGGAGAAAAGUGCUGCGACCUCCUCCUCCUCCUCCUCCUCCUCCUCCUGCUCCGGCAGCCCGGCGGUGAAGCAGCAGCCCGAGUACAAACACGUCUGUCGGGUUUGUAAGAAGAGUUUCCGUUACGCCACCACCCUCGCUCGUCACGAGAGGGCGCACCUCUCUGAGGAGACGCCAGCUCCGGCACCGGAGGAGGAGACGCCGUCUCCGCCGGUGAAAGAGGAGGCGCCGGAGAGUGACGCCACCAAACCGAACGAGGAGGAGAAAGAGGAGGAGCAGAGGAAGGAAACGGAGAUGGAGGCGGAGGACGGAGGGCUGAAGGGAGGAGAGAGCGAGGUGGGGGAGAGCGGGGAGUCGGAGGAGGAGGAGAAGGAGAAGGAGGAGAGGAGCGACGAGGAGGCGGAGGCGUCAGAACCAAAGAGUCUGGAGGGAGGAGAGACGUCAGGAGGACGAGUCGACAAGAGGAAGAAGAUCUGUAACGUCUGCGGGAAAAGAUUCUGGUCCCUGCAGGACCUGACCCGACACAUGAGGUCACACACAGGUGAGCGGCCCUACCAGUGUCAGACCUGCGAGCGGACUUUCACUCUGAAGCACAGUCUGGUCCGUCACCAAAGGAUCCACCUGAAGCCCCGCGGAGCCGACGGAUCCUCCGCCGCCAACGACGACGCCAGCGAGGACGGAGACUCCUGCACCCCGACCCCGACGUCCACCUGCCCGCCCUCAGAGAACGAGAGCGAGUGCGGGAGCGCCGCCGCCGGGGCCAAGGAGCUGGAGGAGGACGACGUAAAAGAGGAGGGAGAGGGUCAGCAGGAGGUCGAGGCGGACGCAGAGGAAACAUCAGAACUUCCUGCGACGCAACAACCCUCCACCACCACGACUCCCAGCCAACAAGCUACUGACACAAAGACAACUACUAGCGACGACUCCUCAGCCAGCAACUUGAAAUCAACCCCCGACUCAAACACCUCCAAAGACCCCUCCCCCUCCUGCCCCUCCUCCUCCAGCCCUCCACCAGGGGAGGCCUCAGCGGCCGCCCCGGCUGAGGGCUUCAUCCAGGGGCUGCUGGAGAUCCACGCCAAGCCCUCUCUGGAGCACAUCCUGCCCAACGGAGAGCCUCCUCUGGUGGGGGUGGACUGAGAGGAGCCUCCCUCUGCCUGAACCAACGUCACCACAGUGCCAUACGACGGAAGGACGCUACACCAUUGAUGAUGAUGAUGAUGAUGAUGAUGAUGAUGCAAAAACUCGCCCGGAAAACUUUUUGAUAGAAAGACGAACACCUCGUUUUCUUGAAGUGCCUUACUACUAGUCCUACUUCUAUGAUGUUUUUUGCUAUAUCUUUAUCUGCAUUAUUACGGAGGAUGGAUCUAAUUUUUAUAGCUUUUUAUGAUGAUAAUGAUUUGCAUUACUAUUUUUUUGUGCGGGGAAUCUAUAUUUCAGCAAUAAAAAGAAUAAAGUUACGAUUUAUUAUUGUUCUAGAUUCUGUUUGAGAAUUUAUGAUCAACUUAGGAGACGCAGAGAGACAGACACAGACUGAGACGGACUGUCGGCACCUGCGUUUAUUCUUCUGUAUUUAAAUCACAGCUGGGCUACAGCCUCACAUCAGACUGAACAAUCCAAUUUUAAGAUUUGAACCAGCUUUGGAUUUGAGAAUGAACUAGUCGAGGUGGGGAACUUGACUUUUUCUUUUUGGCCCGUCAGCCACAGCAGCGUUUCAAAAUUCAAAAAUCACCAACCAGAAAAUUGAAACUGGAGGUGACGGCUGCUUCAGCCCGGGUUCACUCACCAGCAGACGGCCGGUGGUCGCCUCCCGCUGCGUGGCUGAGGAAGCUUUUUGUAACUGGAAACCCAGAAAGGUCAACGCCUCGUCGUCUUUUCUGGCUCGCUUCCGCACCGAUCCCCAUCUCUCGACUGGCUCUGAGAAAAACAACACACACGAACUUGACAAAGUCGCACCAGAUUUCUGUGUGAAAACUCUUGAAAGGGCAGAUAAUAGUGUUGAUCAGUUUGUGUUCUCCAUGUUUUUUGUUUUUGUUUUUUGUUUUUUUUUAAACCCAUCACACUAUUGAUCCCUUCAUCCCUCAAAGCCACCCUGUGAGUUGGUUUGUGUGUUAAUAAUUUCUCAUUCAUAAUCAUUCUCAUUUGAUUCCAUGUGUGUACAGAGAGUUGAACAUUGGCAUGUGAUGCUAGAGUAUUUUCUGUUUUUCUGCGUGUGUGCGAUUAUCAGUGAUAUUUAGGUGUAGGGCGGGGAAUUCUUUUGUUUUGUGGAUUUUUUUAUAACUGAACAAAUCAAAAUUUUUUGUUGUGUAUGUGUGCGAAAGUGUGUGACUCCCACCUGUCUCUCAUCGUCGCCCCCUAGUGUUCAUUUAGGGUUUAUUACAGGGCCUCUGGUGUGCUAAUGUUUAUGGCCGCUAACACCUGACCCAGGUUCAGUUUACCUCAACCUCUGCUUUUUAACUGCAACCCUUAAAACAACAGACGAGCAGCACUGUAGGCAACCCUUUAAAUCCUAUGUCUUCCUAAACAGGCUAGCAGGGCUAAUUCUUUGCUAGCCUGGUUUCCACUGUGGGCCAAAUCAGAGCUAACCAGAGCUAACAUGGCUUCAAACAGCUAGCCAGGGCUAACAUGUCUAAGUCGGAACUGGCUUGGCUUGCACAAUGGCCCAAACAGAGCUAACAAGGCUAACUUGGUAUCAACAAUGGUAUAAAUUAGAAAUAGCAUGGGCUAAAGCAUUGCUAGCAUGGUUUACACAAGUAACCCUAAUACACACAAGAAAAACAGCUUAACCUUCACCACGGCUUUUAAAAGGGCUAACACUAGCUAGCUGUACUUAUUAGCUAGGGUUGACUAAAUGGACAUCAGCCACAGGGUCAAACACAUGCUAACUAGGGUUAACUCUCCAGAUCAGACAAGUUAACCAAGCUCCUAAGGCCUUAAAUGGGUUACAUUCUCGGGUACAGUUAGCUAGCCUUUGUUAGCUCUUAUUGUUAGCCUUAGUACAGUGGGUCCUUAGAUAUCAACUACAGAGUAAAAGCACAUGCUAGUUAGGGCUAACUAACCAGAGCAGAGAAGAUAGCCAAGCUAACACUGGCUUGGUUAAAUUAGUUUGGUAUGGCCAGUUAGCUGUAGCUUGCUCUAAUCUUUAUCCUGAAUGUUGUGCAGUGGGCCCUUAGUUACCAAUCACAGGCUAAUAACACAUGCUAGUUUGGGCUAAAUGACUAGCACAGGCAAGUUAACUAAGCUAACAUUGUGUUAAUAGCAGCUAAUGCAGGCCUAGCUAGUCUCCUUCCAGUAUUAUCACAGUAUAUUGACUCGGCCAUGGACAACUUUAGCACUGUUUGUCCCCCUUUAGCCCCGUCUUCUCCUACGUCAAAUCAGUCACAUCUAGUAUUAAUGUAUUUGGCAUUAGUGACAAUCACUUUUAAUUUUCAAAUGAAAACAGAUUAAUGAAAUUAUAAAUGAAAGCCCUCAGUUGUAUCUCAAUAUGAUUUCCAGAAGGAGGUAGAUGCUAGGGUGAAAGGGAUGGAUGGAUGGAUGGAUGGAUGGAUGGAUGGAUGGAUGGAUGGAUGAAUGAAUGGAUGGAAGGACAGACGGAUGGAUGGAUGGAUAGGUUGGGGUGGGUGUGAGUGCAACACUAUUUUGUGUUCCUGAACUGUAUUACCCUGCUGCACACACAAACAAACACAAGUAAAAGGGCUGAAUCCUCCCCCUGCUUCAACCUAACCGGACAUAUCACAACAGAAACAGGCGGUGAAUUUGGAUCACCUACUGAUCCUGAUGUCACGACCAGAGGGACGGGUAGUGUGUAUGUGUAUUUUCUUUGUCGUGUGAAGAUGAAUAUAGCUAAUUUUUCUUCUUGUACAUUUUCAUCUGUUUAUUUUUAUAUCAUGCAACCUCAUAAGCAAAACGAAUCGAACCUCAGCGGCUCAUAACGAAACUGUAAGGCAACGACGGUCGGUCAUUAAGUCGGUCAGAAAGAAACAGAAAAAUAUUGAACAACCACAACUGGACUGACUGACUGACUGGACGCUGCUGUGAACUGGCACUAACAACUUCCAAAACUACUACUACUAUUACUACUUCUACUACUAGUACUACUACAGUGGAAUAUCGUGACACAAUCAAGAGGGAAAGAGAGUGAGAGUUUCCUUCAGUUGGUCCGUUCAUGGUCGAACUCGAAGUCCCUGUCCAACCCCAGAUAUUGUUUUGAACACCAGUUGAAUUUGACUUUUCUGACUAAUUUCCUUGAAAGCAGUUUAUUCACGUUGAAAUAUCAGUUUCUCUAGUGCAGAGUGGCUUUAACAUGUUGCAUCUGCUCUCCAGUUCAGUCUAAAUGGUCACCUUCCCUCAAAAAUUAAAACCUACAAAUCAGAAUACAGUUUAAGUUACGGAGGAACCGGAAAUUAAAUAUAUAGUUAUUAUUUCUGUAUCAGGUUUCAUGUUUGGAGUAGACUGGAUCCAAUAGUACAGGGCCGAGAAAGUUUGAUUUUGGUCUGAAUCAAAAUCAGUCUUUUGAUUUUUCAACAGUAAUGUCAGAAAUUCACAUUUCAUUUUCACUUUCAUUAAUUUACUCGAAGCCGCAGUCGCAACAGAACUAUUGAGUUGAAGUUAUUUGAAUUUAAAAUUAUUUUGUAGAAAAGUUUGGUCUUAACACUCAACAAUGGAAAAUUAGCAACAUGUAAUAAUUAGAAACCUGUGCUAAAGCUGGUGAAAGCAGGCUACUACUGAACUGGUUAUCUGCUGUGACUUACACAGUCACAAUUACGAUCACAAUUCAAUUUGUUCCUUAAAUACUUUAUAAUUUUGGCUGUUGUCAUGUCGGUGAAGAAACUCUCUCUUUCUGUCUCUCAACUGUUUUACGUUUUGUUCGUGCUCUCUGUACACCCCUCUCCCUCGGGAAUAUGCGUUCAUGUACGUCUGACUGUGAGUAUGUAUGUGCGUGCACGGCCAUAUGAAUACUGGACUUCCAUUCGAAUGCACGUGGACUGUUUUUAAAUGUAUUUAUUUGGAGCCCAGGUGUGUGUUUGUGUGUGUGUGUGUGUGUGGGUGCGAGUUUAGUUUCUACAAUGACUUGAGAAGAAAGCCAUGUAUUAAAAAUAUCACAUUUAUGCUGCAGAACUGUUUUGAGGAACUGAUGGUUUGUGUCGUGGACUAACCGGCUUGCCGUAGGGCGCAGCAGGCCGUGGUGCGUACCGGACUUAGCAAUAAGAAAUCCCUCUGAAUCCAAAAAGCUUUAUGUAGAUCUCCUGUAUAUGAGUUGAGAACAGACUGUCUGGGUCUAUUGGUUCUGUUGUUUAUUUUUAGUUUGGCUGAGAUAUGAUUUUUGUUGUGCUUAUUUUUAUUUUUUUUCUCUAUGACAUAUAAAUGCGUAUAAAACUGUGAAAUCCAUUGUGUUCAGUUAAAGGGUGAGUUUUAGGCUAGUUUUUUUUUUUUUUUGCAUGUCAAUCUAAUUUGUUCAAUUAUGGAUGAUUUCUCCUUUCUCCAUCUCUUUUCGCGCUACACACACACAUACACACACACAUAUAAAUAUAUAUAUAUAUAUAUAUAAAUAUAAAAAUAUAUAUAAUCUCGCUCUCAGGGUCUUUCACAAAUCCAUUAUCCGAAAUACUUCAUGUUCUUAUUUCCUGAGUUGCAAUUUUCCAAGUCCUGAUUAUUUUGUCUUUUUUUAAAAUAAUGAUUCAGAACUGUCAAUCACUACAUUUAGCACUUGACUGUGAACUCAUCAUCACCUAACAGAAAAGAUGUCAUUUAAUUUUGGUGUUUUUCUAGCCAGAAUAUUGUGUGACAUUGUUGUUCUGUUCUCCCCUCUCACUCGGACAUUUGGUUUAAGCCUUUUCUGUUUUCUGGUUGAACCCUCAUGUUGAACUUUCUGUCCUGGUCAGAGGUCAAAGGGAACGUCAGAGAGGAGAUUUAAGCACAUCCCUCCACUAACACAAACACACACAUACAUGCUGGACCUCAAUCAGAAAGCAUUAUCACACAAUCAUCUGGAAAGCUUUUAAUUUUCUGUGAUUGUGUUUCCAUCGUUCCUUCCAUCCCCUUGUCUGUCCUCUCCUUCCCCCCACGUGAGUAAAACAUGACAGUGUUUCACAAAGUCAAGAGAUGUAAACCUGUUCUGUAUUCAACCCAAUAAGAAAAAGCAAUAAAGAUUAUAUUAAGGAAAGGUGUGUGA
Messenger RNA from Seriola dumerili (greater amberjack), 10984 nucleotides. It is a transcript of the gene rreb1a, whose product is annotated as ras responsive element binding protein 1. The record is from RefSeq and is a predicted model, not a curated record. Gene Ontology annotation, biological process: regulation of transcription by RNA polymerase II. Gene Ontology annotation, molecular function: DNA-binding transcription activator activity, RNA polymerase II-specific; RNA polymerase II cis-regulatory region sequence-specific DNA binding. The annotation marks the transcript as partial. The transcript has 20 exons. Gene Ontology annotation, cellular component: nucleus. NCBI's taxonomy places the organism in Eukaryota, Metazoa, Chordata, Actinopteri, Carangiformes, Carangidae.